Messenger RNA from Rhagoletis pomonella (apple maggot), 1735 nucleotides. Its product is annotated as adenosine deaminase 2-like. Bases 118 to 1623 code for a protein of 501 amino acids. NCBI's taxonomy places the organism in Eukaryota, Metazoa, Arthropoda, Insecta, Diptera, Tephritidae. The record is from RefSeq and is a predicted model, not a curated record. The transcript is spliced from 8 exons. Gene Ontology annotation, biological process: inosine biosynthetic process; adenosine catabolic process. Gene Ontology annotation, molecular function: adenosine deaminase activity.
GGCCAGUGGGUUUGAAGGAUAUACACUAAAGGAUACAUUUAAUAGAACUUAAAAAAAAAUAAAAAUAUUAACAACUGAAGCUGCUGACAUUUAAAUAAAAAAAAAGAGUUAUAUGAAAUGCGCAAAAUAUCGGUUUUAUGGCUUACAAUUAGCUUAUCCGUACUUUUUGUCAUCGAAUGUGCCGAAAUAUCAUAUGACACACUCCGCAACAAAAUCAUAGAUGCUGAACGCUCCGCUGCAGUUGGUGGCAAUAUUUGGCUAACAUCGGCGGAGGACAAGGCGAACAGCAUAUUAAUGAACGCCAAGCGAGCAGAGUUAGCUGAAGGCUUCAAGACACCCGAGAAAUUCCCACCGGCAAUGCAUUUCUUUCAAGGCAAACAGUAUUUACGUCAGAGCGAAGUAUUUCGCAUCAUACAAAAGUUACCCAAGGGGGCGCUGUUGCAUGGCCACAAUACCGGCAUGGUCAGUUCUCGUUGGAUUAUCAGCAAUUUAACUACCCUCUAUAAUCUGUAUACCUGCCGUGAUCUGAGUGGAUUGCUUAUAUUCACCUAUGAGCAGAGCAAGUGCCACAGUGAAGUGCAAAAUGUUUGUUUGGAACGCAUCAAUGCUGAGGAUCGGCGACUUUACGAGCGACAAUUGGAGAAACACAUUAAUAUGUACACGGUGCAUCCGGAAUCCAUGAUUACGGAUAAACGCAAAAUUUGGCAACGCUUCCAAAGUAUAUUUAAGAGUGUAGAGAAUUUUUACAAUUAUCAGCCGACAUUUUGCAACUAUCACAAACGAUUGCUGGAAGAAUUAUGUGAGGAUAAUAUAUUCUAUGCAGAACUGAGAACGCCACUGACACCGCUCUAUGGCGAUAACAAUCGCACAUUCAAUGCACUUGCAGUUGCCAGUGAAAUGGAGGCAAUCGUUGAGGGCUUCAAGGCGCGUCACCCCGAUUUUGUGGGACUCAAGGUAAUCUAUACAAAGCCCAACGAGGCAUCUGUGGAUGAAAUGGCACAACACUUAAUAACUUUUAAGCAACUGCAUGAUGCCAAGCCAAAUUUUAUUAUUGGCUUUGAUUUGCUUGGGCAGGAAGAUGCCGGCGAUCCGCUGCACAAAUUCGUCAAUGAAUUAACAGAUAUGCCAUCAACUGCCAACUUUUUCUUUCACGCGGGCGAGACUAAUUGGUUUGGCAAAACCGAUUGGAAUCUCAUAGACGCACUACUGCUCAACACUAAACGCAUUGGCCAUGGUUAUGCACUGCCAAAGCACCCAAACAUUUGGUCAACCGUCAAGAAACGUAACAUUGCCAUCGAAGUUAGUCCGAUUUCGAAUCAGGUAAUGGGUCUUGUGUGGGAUUUGCGCAACCACCCGGCCACAUUUCUUAUAGCCGAAAACUUUCCGAUUGUCAUAACGGCCGAUUACCCGGGCAUGUGGAAUUCAAAAGGUUUGAGCUACGAUUUCUACUACACCUUCAUGGCGCUGGCGCCAGCUGAGGCGGAUUUGCGGUUUCUCAAACAGCUCGCUUUGAAUUCAAUAAAGUAUGCCAUCUUAACGUCUGAGGAGCGUCGCAAAAUUAAUCGCGUCUUCCAGAAGAAAUGGGAAGAAUUCAUUUAUAAUGUGAUUAACUUGAAAUUUUAAAUUAAUAUUUAUUAACUAAGUAGAUAAGUUAUAUUUAUCAAAGCAGUAUUUUAUUUAUAACUACAUAUAUAAUUAAGACGCGUAUUGGUUUAAUAAAAACUCUAAUAAUUUC